AGACCAUAAAUCUUAGUGGUACAGACAGAAUCUAUGAAUACACAGCUGGAAUAGAAGAAGUGGCUUAAACGUCUGAUGAGGAUUUGCAAAUGGACAGGACCUCGGAAAGCUAUCUAGCCCAUCUCGGUCCUUUUAAGGAUGAGGUGGCAUUAGAACCAAGGUCCUGGGUCGCUCUGACCCUAAAGCCAGAGCUUUCUUCCUCGGUACCGCAUGUGACGUCCCCAACCCCGUUUGAUUGCGCUAAAGUAGGGCAAGGCCCGAAGGUUUCCGGAGGGAUGUAUGACACGUGAUAAGUCACGUCACGGUAUGAGGUCAGACUAAAUGCCGGUGCAAAGCAAGGCUUCCCACUACGCCAAUGUCCGCCCGAGGGGGGCGCCCUACGGCCGCGCCAGGACCUCCAGCACAUGCGCAUCGCCUAGCCGCCUCCAUCUACUUCCAACCCCGGAAACCCGCCCUUCCUUCACCCAUUCCCUCCCCGCCUCCCACAACAAUCUCUCAAGUUCUUCCAGCUGCGUCUGUAGCUGCCGGAAAAUGUUACAAUCCCGGAAAGCACCGCGCGCCUCAGAACUUCCGGUCCACUCGCUUCCCUUCCUCUCAGUCUGUUAGGCUUAGCCGGCAGCCCUGAGGGUAACGAUGGCCGAAUUGGACAUCGGAAAGCACUGCCAGGUGGAGCACUGCCGGCAGAAAGAUUUUCUUCCAUUUGUGUGUGAUGGCUGUUCAGGAAUAUUCUGUCUUCAGCACAGAAGCAGGGAGUCUCAUGGCUGUUCUGAGGUGAACAUAAAAAGUGAGAGAUUGAAGACUGAUGACCAUUCAUCUUACCCAUGUUCAUACAAGGAUUGCAAUGGAAGAGAGCUUGUGCCAGUGUUAUGUCCCUUCUGUGAGAAGAAUUUUUGCCUGAGACACCGGCACCAGUCAGACCACGAAUGUGAAAAACUGGAAGUUCCUCAGUCUCGGAUGGCUGCCACACAGCAGCUUGUUAAAGAUAUCAUAGAUUCUAAGAAAGGAACAGCAAUAAGCAAAGGUCGCAGAGGUGCAAAGAACAGUGAAACUGCAGCAAAAGUUGCACUGAUGAAAUUAAAAAUGCAUGCUGAUGGAGAUAAAUCUUUGCCACAGACAGAAAGAAUUUACUUUCAAGUAUUCUUACCUAAGGGGAGCAAGGAGAAAAGCAAACCCAUGUUCUUUUGUUGUAAAUGGAGUAUUGGCAAGGUGGUGGAUUUUGCAGCUUCAUUAGCCAGCCUUAAAAAUGAGAACAACAAAGCAACAGCCAAGAAAUUAAGAUUGUGUAACAUUGCAACAGGAGAAGCCUUACCUUCAGAUCAAUCUUUGGAUACGUGGAUUACUAAGGAAGAUUGCCCUUUAUAUAAUGGUGGAAAUAUUAUCUUAGAAUAUCUUAAUAACGAAGAACAGUUUUUGGAAAAUGCUGACUCUUACUUAAAGUAGCCAUUCAAGGACAACCCACAGUUAUUAGGAAAACAAUACAUUUUAAAAUUAAUUUAUUAAAUAUUAACACCAUGUACUCUUCAAAGAAAGGUGCUUUUAAGCUUAGUUCCACUAUGACAGUGAUACAUUAUUUAAUGAGUUUUUAUAUAAACUUUUUUGUAAUUAUGCUAAAAAUGAUGAUAAGAGUAAUUUUGGGCUGAAAACCAAAUAUCAAUAAAUUCAAGUAAAGCAUUACUAUAUACAUGUACACACAGAACAUAGGUCUCUUCCCAUGAUGGAUAGUAAUUCUUUGUCUAAAACUUCAUCCCAAGAAAUGUAAUAAAAGAGGAAACACAGAAAUAAAAAUAACUGUUUUAAAGUU
Molecule: messenger RNA, 1801 nt
Organism: Phascolarctos cinereus (koala)
Lineage: Eukaryota; Metazoa; Chordata; Mammalia; Diprotodontia; Phascolarctidae
Gene: ZFAND1
Product: zinc finger AN1-type containing 1
Biological process (GO): cytoplasmic stress granule disassembly
Cellular component (GO): cytoplasmic stress granule; cytoplasm
Molecular function (GO): zinc ion binding
Source: RefSeq, a predicted model, not a curated record